UUUUUUUUUCAACGAAAAGCCCUUUCCACUGCAAUUCUAUUCCUUCUGGAUAGUUCAUUCGUUCUCUCUGAAUCGAAAAUCAUCAUUUAGACAUGGCGUCAAAAGAUGCGGAUCCUUCGCUCGGGUACUUGACCCGUAAAGACACCGAGGUGAAACUGCCUCGCCCAACCCGUGUCAAAAACAAAACUCCUGCUCCCAUCCAGAUUACCGCGGAACAAAUCCUCCGAGAAGCACGAGAACGACAAGAGGCGGAAAUCCGACCCCCUAAACAGAAGAUCACCGACACAACAGAACUCGCGGACUAUCGCCUCCGCAAACGCAAGGAAUUCGAAGACCUAAUUCGCCGUGUACGUUGGAACGUCAGCGUCUGGAUCAAGUACGCCCAAUGGGAAGAGUCUCAAAAAGACUUCAAUCGAGCACGGAGCGUGUGGGAGCGCGCUCUGGAAGUAGAUUACCGGAACCACACUUUAUGGCUCAAAUAUGCGGAAGUGGAGAUGAAGAACAAGUUCAUCAACCAUGCAAGGAAUGUUUGGGACCGUGCCGUCACGCUUCUCCCGCGCGUGGACCAGCUCUGGUACAAGUAUAUCCACAUGGAAGAGAUGCUAGGGAACGUCGCCGGAGCUCGCCAGAUUUUCGAACGCUGGAUGUCGUGGAUGCCGGACCAACAAGGCUGGCUUUCCUACAUCAAGUUCGAGCUUCGUUACAACGAAGUCGAACGCGCGCGUGCAAUUUACGAACGGUUCGUUCAGUGCCACCCCAAAGUCGGAGCUUGGAUUAAAUUCGCCAAAUUCGAGAUGAAGAACCGGGAAAUUGUACGGGCAAGGAAUGUUUACGAACGUGCGGUGGAGAAGCUGGCAGAUGAAGAAGACGCGGAGCAGUUAUUCGUUGCCUUUGCUGAGUUUGAAGAGCGGUGUAAAGAAACAGAAAGAGCUCGUUGUAUUUACAAGUUUGCUCUUGAUCAUAUACCCAAAGGGAGGGCGGAGGACUUGUAUAGAAAGUUUGUGGCUUUUGAGAAGCAAUAUGGAGAUAAGGAAGGGAUUGAGGAUGCCAUUGUAGGGAAGAGGAGGUUUCAAUAUGAGGAUGAAGUAAGGAAGAAUCCAUUGAAUUAUGACGCAUGGUUCGAUUAUAUAAGGUUGGAGGAGAGUGUGGGAAGUAAGGGGAGGAUUAGGGAGGUUUAUGAGAGGGCUAUUGCUAAUGUUCCCCCCGCUGAGGAGAAGCGAUAUUGGCAGAGAUAUAUAUACUUGUGGAUUAAUUAUGCUUUAUAUGAGGAGCUUGAUGCAGGAGAUAUGGAGCGGACGAGAGAUGUGUAUAGGGAGUGCCUUAAGCUUAUUCCCCAUGAGAAGUUUUCUUUUGCAAAGAUCUGGCUUCUUGCUGCGCAGUUUGAGAUAAGACAACUCAAUCUCAAGGGUGCUCGACAAAUUUUGGGAAAUGCUAUUGGAAAGGCACCUAAGGAUAAGAUCUUUAAGAAGUAUAUUGAGAUCGAGCUGCAACUUGGUAAUAUUGACCGUUGUAGAAAAUUGUAUGAGAAGUAUCUAGAGUGGGCUCCCGAAAAUUGCUAUGCAUGGAGCAAAUAUGCCGAGUUAGAAAGAUCAUUGUCUGAAACAGAGCGGGCAAGGGCUCUUUUUGAGCUUGCCAUUACACAACCAGCUUUGGACAUGCCAGAGUUGUUGUGGAAGGCAUACAUUGAUUUUGAAAUUUCGGAAGGUGAGAAUGAACGAACUAGACAAUUGUAUGAGAGACUUUUGGAUCGUACAAAACACUUAAAGGUCUGGAUUAGCUAUGCAAAGUUUGAAGCCUCUGCAAUGCAGGAGAAUAAUGGGUGUUCAGACUUGCCACAAGAUGGGGUCCAGGAACAUCAUCCUGAAGAAAAGAAGGGAUGUGUUCAGCGUGCAAGAAGAGUCUUUGAAAGAGCAAUUAACUAUUACCGGACAUCAGCACCAGAAUUAAAAGAGGAACGUGCUAUGCUCCUGGAAGAGUGGCUUAACAUGGAAAGCAAUUUUGCUGAGCUUGGCAACAUUAGCCUGGUCCAAUCUAAGUUGCCAAAGAAACUCAAAAAGAGGAAGCAAAUUAAAAGUGAGGAUGGUGCUGUUGCCGGGUAUGAAGAAUACAUUGAUUACGUAUUCCCAGAAGAAAACCAGGCCACGAACCUUAAAAUUUUAGAAGCAGCAUACAAGUGGAAAAAACAGAAGAUUUCUUCUGAUGAAGAGUAGGAGUAUGUCUGUGUUGUAGCCUUUUUUUUGUACUGCCAAAUGUAAAUACAAGCAUGCCGGCUUAGCUGAGUAAUUCUUUAUGCAUUGUUUAUGUUUUGAAAAACAAGCCUUUAAGGGAAGCAGUCUCUGGAGCCUGUUACGGGACAAGCACUUUUAUCAUAUGAAAUGAGUUAACAUAGUUUACGAAAUUCCCUUGUAUGAAUUUGCCGACACUUGUUAUUGAAAUGGAUUUUAACCUUGGAGAGUUUCCUUAGACAAUCCCCUAUAUUGUUAUUCGUUUAAUCCGCAAAUAAAGUCCUAUCUCUUUAGUCUGGACAAGGAGUCUCGAAAUCUAAUUCUAGAAAGAACAAUUUUGCAUGUAACGCUGCGGAUAAUUCAAGAGAAAACCAAGUCUCUGUAAGAAUCGACAAUGAUUCUUUGACUGUUAGGAUGGUGUAGUAAUGUCUAAAUUAAAACUCAUGGGUGCUGAACAAUAUUCCAUUUUAGGCCAGUUCUAGCUUG
Molecule: messenger RNA, 2711 nt
Organism: Durio zibethinus
Lineage: Eukaryota; Viridiplantae; Streptophyta; Magnoliopsida; Malvales; Malvaceae
Biological process (GO): spliceosomal complex assembly; mRNA splicing, via spliceosome
Cellular component (GO): Prp19 complex; U2-type catalytic step 2 spliceosome; precatalytic spliceosome
Molecular function (GO): protein binding
Source: RefSeq, a predicted model, not a curated record